Molecule: messenger RNA, 441 nt
Organism: Acaulospora morrowiae
Lineage: Eukaryota; Fungi; Glomeromycota; Glomeromycetes; Diversisporales; Acaulosporaceae
Source: the annotation of a GenBank genome assembly
AUGAGAUUUUAUGAAAAUGGAAACCUUUACCAAUACCUUGAUUAUGCUAUGGGAACCCUCUGUGGAGAGACAUCGUCGACAUUCUUUGGGGAAUAUCCAGUGGUUGAAAAUGAAGCUGAGUCUAUUGACACGAGAAUUUCUGACGUAGAAGUGGUUGACGGUACGCCCGAAGUUUACAUCAAACUGAUAUCUAGUUUCUGGGACCAUGAUCCUAUGAAUCGUCCAAACGCUUCUGAAUUAUCUGAGGAAAAAAAAUUUGCAGAUCUAGAAAGUAAUUCAUUCACUUGCCCGGAAAUUCAUCCGCAAGCAAUAUGCACCAGUCAACCGUUGAACUUCAAAUUAUCGUUCGAGGCAUUUUAUGCAUGUGUAUUCAAGCGCGCUUCGAACACUCAAACGGUUUCCGUUAUUCAGAGUCACACCGAAAAUCGUUUAAGGAUUUAA